Stylonychia lemnae is the source of this 1407-nucleotide messenger RNA. The record is from the annotation of a GenBank genome assembly. Lineage: Eukaryota; Ciliophora; Spirotrichea; Sporadotrichida; Oxytrichidae.
AUGGAACCAAAAAACGUUUUAAAAAAUCUAUAAGCAAACAAUAAUUUCGAAGUAUUAGUAAUUGGAGCUGGAGCAGCUGGCUUAGGUGCAGCUAAAUACCUUAAAAAAGCUGGAAUUAAAGCUAAAAUUUUAGAGGCAAGAGAUAGAAUAGGUGGCAGAGUGCAUGCAGUUCCGUUUGGAUCAGAUAGUAAGUUAAUAGACCUAGGUGGUCAGUGGAUACACGGACUGGGUCCAAGUGCAGGGGAUUUGAAAGACUGGCAAGGGAAGUUGAAUCCAAUCUACCAGAUAGCUGUUGAUAACAAUAUUUAGACUGUGAAGGCUUGGCAUUUAUAGUCAAGAAUUCAGAAAAACUUCUGGUACAAAGGGGGUGAAAUACCUCAUGAUAUUUGGGGUAUACUUGAGCAAGUAGAGGACUACCUAGAAGAGCAUAAUGAAGAAGCUGAUGAAAGUGAAACAAUAGAUCAGUUCGUUAAAAGAAAGUUCAAUUAUGAGAAAGGUUCAGAGGAGGAGAUGAUUUUGGAUUGGAUUUUAAUUUACCGAUUCGGCUAAGAUUACGGAGCCAAUCCCAAAAAUUAAUCAGCAAGGUAUCAGGAAGAAGAUAUCAUCUUUGACGGCACAGAGGACCUGAUUCCUGAGUCAAUGUUAAGUAUCUUAAAUAUUGUCGCUGAGGGUUUAGACAUUAUGUUUAACUAGCAAGUGACUGAGAUUAACUAUGAGAGAGACUAAGUCGUUGUUAAAACAAAGGAAGGAAUUGAGUACUUUGCUUAAAAAGUGAUAGUGUGUGUACCCUUGUCCAUAUUAAAGGCAAAGGAUAUAUAGUUUAAACCAGUACUACCUGAAGAAAAGUAAAAUUCUAUAUAGUCAAUGGGUGUUGCUCAGAUGGAUAAACUUAUAUUAGAAUUUGAUAAGGUGUUCUGGGAUGAAGAGACUGAUUGGUUUAACUAUAUUGCUGAGAGAAACGGGGAUUGGUGCUAGACUUUAAACAUUUAUAAGUAUUUCUAGAGGCCCAUACUUAUGAUGUUUAAUGCUGAGCCAAACACGCACAAUUUUGAAGACAUGACUGAUGAAGAGGUCCUAGCCUCGGGCAUGAAAGUUAUCAGAGAUAUGUUCCCCAAUGCUACUGAGCCGAUUAAUUAUCUUAGAACAAACUGGAAUAAGGAAGAAUUCUCAAAGGGUACAUUCUCAUAUAUAGCAGCUAAUUCCAAGCCUGAAUAUUGUGAGGUGAUAACAAGGAAUAUUGACAGCAAGAUAUGGUUUGCAGGUGAGUACGGCUAUUUCGAUUUUAUUGGCACUGUAAAUGCUGCCUUAAUCUCUGGGGAGAACUCAGCCAAGGAGAUAGUUAUCCAAUACAACAAGAAGACAGAGGAAAUUUGUCAGCACUUCUAUGAAAAUGAUAUGUUUUUAUGA